Didymodactylos carnosus is the source of this 1761-nucleotide messenger RNA. NCBI's taxonomy places the organism in Eukaryota, Metazoa, Rotifera, Eurotatoria, Philodinida, Philodinidae. The record is from the annotation of a GenBank genome assembly.
AUGAGCACAUAUGAGACGGUUGGUUAUAAUCAUGUUGUAGUUGGUCUUCUCGGUUCAUCAAAAGCGUUUAAAACCGGUACAAUAUACAGUAGUACAGCCAACACAUCAUCACACUCUCAACAAACCGCUCUAAGCAUUUUAAUAACAGACGCCUACAAAGAUAUAAUAUCAAAGUGGAAAUCAUCAUAUAAUCUCAAACAAAAUGCGAUUAUAUGUUGUAUUCAAGCUUAUGAGUAUCGUGAGCCCCAUAAUUAUCAUCACAUAUCAGCUAUUGAUCGAUGCAUGCAAGAUGUACAACAUCAACAAUAUAUCAAUGAGAGUUCACAUACCCGAGCAAAAGAUAAAAUUGGUCCAUUACCUCCAAAAUGUUUUUAUAUCUCUUCAACUCAAAUGUUUGAAAAUAUUUUACAAUGUGUCAGUCGUAUUAUGCUUCAAACUGGUCGAUCAGCAGACGCUGUUACUACGAUACUCUCGUUUAAAUUCGAUCGUAAUCCUCAUAUGACACCAUCCGUUGGUUGUUGUAACGGCAAAAAUAAACUUCAAACAUUCCAACCAGUUCGUUUAACAUUCGUUGAUACAAGAACAUCACAAACAGAUGAUCUACAACAAUUGGUACAAUUGAUUCAAAACUAUCCAGACUUUGUUAAACAAAUUACUCAACAAUUUGAUGUUGAUAAUGCAAAUCAUAGUUCGAAUGUUAGUCAAUUAUCAACAACUCCAGCACAACAAUAUCCUCAACGAAGAUCAACAUAUUCUGAUUAUGGAUCAAAUGUCAAUGCUCAACACGAGGAUUAUGACCUAUCAUAUUCAUCUUAUUACAUACCGUUAUCCAUGAAUCAAAAUCAAAAUGAUAAAGUGGAAAAACAUAUACCACCGGGCACUUUAUUGAAACAGACAAAAUUAGUAACAUUAGCAUUUUAUAAAUUGAAUUCAAUGUCAUCUAAAGAUACAUUAAAAUAUUUUGAUAGUUUGGCAAUGAUCAACGGUCUUCCAAUUGAACAGGAAUAUUCACAAAAACCAAUCAUACCAAUGAAUCAAACACCAAUAGUGCUUGAUAGACUACAACGAUGUAAAGAUAUUAUUACUCAAUUAGAUGAAAAUUGCAGUGAACCACAAUGUGGGCGAUACUCUCUAUUUCAAAGUAAUACUGAAACAAUGAUGGUUGUUUGUGCUUGUCCACCAACCGAUUGUGUUGAUGUUUGUAAACAUACGAAAAUUUAUAAAAUGACUGAAAUUGAUCCAGAAAAAGAAGGUUUCAUAAACAAAGAAUCAUGUAUACAUAAAUUAUCACAAAUUGAAGAACUGGUCUCCGUGCCUGAAGAUGAACCUGUGCUAAGAACAAUCAAUACGGAGGAUAAUGACACCAAUGAUUUAGAGGACGAAGACACGGAAGAGCUAGAAGAUCUAAGCACAGAAAAACCAGUCGCUGCACCACUGCCAUUAUCUGAUGAUGACUGUGAACAUAAAAAGUGUGGAUGUGUUAACAUAACAGCAGAUCAAAUUGUUUUUCAACUAAAUCAACAGUUUAAAUAUGAUGAAGCUAUGAAUGGUCUUGCUGAUUGGUUAGCCAAACAAAAAGUUGUUCUACGAACAACACACGCCGAUCUAGAUAAUCCAUAUAUACGUAAAGUAUACGAUAAUGUUAAAAAUAAUGAAAAUUAUAUUGAAGUAAUGAAGAAAAAUGAUAUUAAUAAACCAUUAAUCAUUAUGUCUGAAAAUAAUAAAUCGGCUAGAUCAACAAGAGAUCGUCAUUGCUGUUAG